Anisakis simplex (herring worm) is the source of this 357-nucleotide messenger RNA. The record is from the annotation of a GenBank genome assembly. Lineage: Eukaryota; Metazoa; Nematoda; Chromadorea; Rhabditida; Anisakidae.
AUGGAUCGUCUGUCGGGCUGCAGCGGAAGUUUCGAUCAACUGUCGACGGAUUUUCUGAAUCUGCCGCCGAUUCCCGAGGCCGUUCCCUGUCGACACGCACCGCAUCAGUCACCCGAAGAGGAAGAAUGCGACGAAGACGGUGAUGAACCGCACGAGCUGGAAUGUUGCCAAAAAGAACUGGACCGCUGCCAGAUGGGUGCGGUCAAAGGUCAGAGGUCAAACUCGGACCCUAGCGGCAGCACCAUAAUAAGUUCAAGCAAUUUUGUUGUGGCCGCCGAAGGUCAGGCACGCUUGGCGAGAUGCGACGAGACCGAUUGUUGCGACGAAUGGACGACGCAAAGUCCAGAUUUGAACUGA